Molecule: messenger RNA, 2999 nt
Organism: Ostrinia furnacalis (Asian corn borer)
Lineage: Eukaryota; Metazoa; Arthropoda; Insecta; Lepidoptera; Crambidae
Product: protein phosphatase 1 regulatory subunit sds22
Exons: 7
Coding region: 169-1194 (341 amino acids)
Molecular function (GO): protein binding
Source: RefSeq, a predicted model, not a curated record
UCAAAUUGACAGUUCGUGUUCGUGAAUUUAUUAUUUUCGAGAAUUUGCCGAAUUUCGUCCAAUUGGAGGUCUUUUUUGCUGUUAAUUAAUUACAAUAGCGUGUAAAUUGAUUUAAAAAUACACUUAAGCCAUAUCUUAACACCGUUUAUUGUUAACUAACACAAUAUCAUGGCAGACAAUCAAGACACUCCUAUGGCCAAUAAUGAAGCUGACGAAGUGCCGAAAGGCGACGGGCUGGGUCAAAACAAACAGGGCAAAGAUGAUGAGCCUGGUUCACCUCCGCAAGCCGCCACGCCUCCACCGGGCAACGAAGACACCCAGGAGCUGAUAGUCAUUAACGAAAACACUGAAGAGCUGGACUUGAACCACGGGAGAAUUGGAAAGAUCGAGAAUUUAGAGCCUUUAAAACAUCUUGAGAGGUUGUAUUUGAGAUGGAAUCUCAUCAAAAAGAUAGAAGGGCUGGAUACUUUGAGCACAUUGGUGGAGCUGGAGUUGUAUGACAACCAGAUUGUAACCAUUGAGAACUUGGAUAACCUUGUCAACCUUGAAAUCCUAGACCUAUCAUUCAACAGGAUAAAAGAAAUAUCAGGGCUUGACAACCUUCUGAAGCUGAAAAAGUUAUUCAUCAGCUCCAACAAGAUUUCAGAGAUCAAAAACGUCAACCAUUUGCCCAAAUUGGAACUCCUGGAGCUUGGAGAUAAUCGUAUACGGGAAAUAAAAAAUUUAGAAGGCCUGAAGUCCCUCAAACAGUUGUACUUAGGCAAAAAUAAGAUAACCAAAAUACAAAAUCUAGAUGACCUGUCCAGCCUUGAGAUACUAGUUCUUCAGAGCAAUCGCAUCACCAAAAUAGAAAACUUAGAACUGCUUACAAACCUCGAACAACUGUACAUAUCGGAGAAUGGCAUAAUAAUGAUGGAAAACAUGGAAAGUCAAGGGAAACUCCAAACCUUGGAUCUGGCCAUGAACAGAAUCACAGUGAUCGAUAACGUGAGGCAUAUGAGCGACUUGGAAGAAUUAUGGUUGAAUGAUAACCAAGUAUCAGAGUGGUCAUCGGUGGAUUACUUGCAAGAGAACAAGAAAUUGGCUACGAUAUACCUGGAAAGGAACCCAAUAGCUUCGGACCCAGCAUACCGGAGGAAACUAAAGCUGACCCUGCCAUCGCUGCAACAGAUCGACGCGACGUUGUGUAGAUAAGAAUUUCGUGUUAUUGGUAGCCUAAAAAGUAGUUUGAACUUGCGAAAAUGAAUGUAGUUACUGUAGUUUCGGUUGUAUUUAGUUGGUGUGGUGGAGUUUAUUUAGUUAUAUUGAUUGGAAUGUAUUUAUCGCAGUCAAAAUGAUGAUUACGAUUAAUUGUUUGGUAAGACUAAAAAUCUAAAAUGUGUUUAAAUAAGCCUUUCCAUAUUCGAAAUUGAACACAGUUUGUCUAUAAGCCACGAUAGCCGAACAGUGAAGGGGUCGGCAGACUCGAGAUCCGAGUAACGCGGGUUCGAAUUCUACCGAUCGACUAUUGUGGUGAGCCCACUCGUGACACAAGCAUAUUUAGCUUACCACAAGGGGCAAACGGGAAUUUUGAGUUUUUGCACAAAUUACUCUUUAAAAAAAAGUUAUAUUAGGCUUUAAAACACUUAAAUAACACAAAUUAUUACGCACAUCAAUUUUCGCAUGAUCAAACAUGUUUAAAUGGUUUAAAUGAGUACAUCUUACGCAUAAGUCUCAUCCAUCAACCUCCUAGCAGUCGCAUUUGACCGAUUAUAUUAUCUAUUGUGUCUCGAAUCGCGAGGUUGAAGAGAUAACAACAAAAGCUUAAUUAUAUUGUCCGAUAUUAACUCACUGACAAUAUCUCUAAGGCCCAGAACAGACGGUGAAACGCAACUGCAACGAAACUGCAACCUUCUGAUGAUUCUUAUGAAUGAAACUGAAACUGAAAGUUUAAAACUGGUCGCGUAAUGUGUGGUCUCUCAACGGACGCUAUGGCAGAAACUUAGAUGCAACUCAAAAGUAACUAGCAGUUGUAGUUGCGUUCCACCAUCUGUUCUGGGCCUAAAUGGUAUCAAACCAUCUCUUAUAUUCUCAUAAGAAAUAACAUAGGUAUGUUUACAACCCGAUUGAGCUUCCCGCGUUCGCCCCUUCCGUACCAGUGGCCUAAUUUACGUAUUUUGACAGUCAUCAUCUCGUUGAUGACGUUCAGAAGUCGUCCCAUUGAAAAACAGUUCUAAAUCCGUACUCACAAGGGUCAUUUUGAUAAAACGAUUACUCAAUAGGAUCCAACUCAGUGUUUUGUUGUCGUUGAAGUUUUGUUACGUGAAUAAAGCUACAGAGCGUCGAUGUGACGUCACGCACGCCUGGUGCGCAGUGAACUCCAUCGGGUUUCAUGGUGUUUAAUUUUAACACUCCCUAAUUUAAGUAAUAACACUAGAGCAGCUAGGUAAAUAAUAAAAUCAAAAGUGCUUAAAAGAAUUAUCAAAUUAUUGAAAUUUUACCAAAUUGACUAAAGCUUUAUAAGUUCUUCCAAUUUUAACAAAAAUGUAAGUAGAAAACAUGAUUUUAAAUUAGUUCCUUAGUAUUACUAAAUGUUAACUCUUCAUAAAUUAUUGUAUUGUGUAAUUGGAUAUUUUGUGCACAUGGAAAAAUAAUUGUUGUAUGUAUGUUUGAUCGUGUAGCAUUAUGCUAAAAUAAAUUGGCCAGUUUUUAUUAAUACUCGUUUAAGGUAAAAACUAAGAUCAUGAUUUCAUUUAAUAUUAUUAAAUAAAUUAUACAAUUAUAUUUACAUAUCCUUGAACUAGAUCACAAUUGAAUAAAGGUGCCUAGGUAUUAUCCAAAUCCGUUCAGCAUUCACAAGUUUGAAUUACAAAUAUUCAAACAAGCGCGUUUAUAAUGUUAGUAGUAAUAGUAUUAUUUAAAAGUAAUAGCAUUUAUUUUACUUUAGAUUUGCUUUCUCGCGGUUAUAAUAAAAAACCAUGAAGGACUUGAGUGUUGUGCCUACCUUUACAAUGAGGGUU